AUGGAUGGCAAUCAGGAAUUAUUUCCCUGUGAAGUCUGUGGAAGACGCUUCGCAGCAGAUGUUCUGGAAAGGCAUGGACUAAUAUGUAGAAAACUCUUCAACAAAAAACGUAAACCUUUCAGUUCUUUAAAACAAAGAUUACAGGGCACUGACAUUCCCACUGUGAGGAAAGCUGCUCAGUCCAAGCCUCCACCUGUGAAGAAAUCUAACUGGAGACAACAGCAUGAAGACUUCAUUAAUACAAUUCGGUCAGCAAAGCAGUGUAUGCUAGCCCUUAAAGAAGGCCGGCCUCUUCCACCCCUGUCCUCUUCAUCUGUCAACCCAGAUUAUAUUCAAUGCCCAUACUGUAUGAGGAGAUUCAAUGAAGCUGCAGCCAGUCGCCAUAUCAAUUUCUGCAAAGAUCAAUCUUCUCGCCGAAUCUUUGAUCCAAUCAAGACAGCUGCCAAAAUAGCAUCUAGAGGACAGGAUGGGUCUCAGGUGAGUUCACCCAAGGAGCCAACAGUAACCAGUGCUGUGGGGGUUCUGCUACAAAACAGGGCCCUGGAGAUCUUGAAUGGGGGCCCAUUCAAAUCAGCUGUGGACCCUCCCUCCGGAGCCAAAUUUAAACAAGGAUCUACUAAAUCUUCGAAAAAGGAUUAA
Suncus etruscus (white-toothed pygmy shrew) is the source of this 639-nucleotide messenger RNA. RefSeq names its product zinc finger C2HC-type containing 1B (gene ZC2HC1B). The record is from RefSeq and is a predicted model, not a curated record. The coding region runs from base 1 to 639 and encodes 212 amino acids. NCBI's taxonomy places the organism in Eukaryota, Metazoa, Chordata, Mammalia, Eulipotyphla, Soricidae. The transcript is spliced from 7 exons.